UUCAAGCAUAACUUAUUUAAAGAGGUGGGAAAUAUUUCUCUGCUGCAGUUGGUUUCCUGUAGUUAGAGUAAAUGGGUCAGCAUCGGUAUAUUAGCACAUUUGAAAUAUGAAGCUUGCUGUCAUCUUUCUUUUGAUUACAUGUGUCCAAUGUGCAGGAAGUCAAUUUGUGUAUCAAGAUGCCAUCAAUGACAUAUACUGUGACAAAGAAAAGGGAUACUUUUCAGCAAAUUUUGAUGGGAAUCAGGUACUGUAUGUGGACUUUGAGGACAAGACAGUAGUCAGCACAUUACCAAACUUUGUAGACCACAUAUCCUGGGACACAUUCUAUGGACUGGUAUAUUCAUACGCUUACAAUGAAAUGAAGGAAUUCCGGGAUGCCAUGGAAUAUAUUGCAGAACAACUUGGUUAUCCUCCAGAGGCAAAAGAGCCCCCGGUAAGUGUCAUGUAUGUCCAUGACGAGGUGCGUUUGGGUUCUGAGAACACCCUCAUCUGCUACGUCACUGGGUUCUACCCUCCUCGACUCACGGUGAAGUGGACCAGGAACAACAACAACGUGACACAGGGAGUGAGCUCAAGCCAGAUCCACAUAAACAACGACGGCACCUUCAACCAGUUCUCCACCCUGAAGUUCACCCCUCAAGAGGGGGACAUGUACACCUGCACUGUGGAGCACUCAGCACUGGAGGGGCCCUUGACAAGAUACUGGGAUGUUGAGGUGUCAGAGCCCAGUCUUGGUCCCUCAGUGUUCUGUGGAGUGGGUCUGACUCUGGGACUGCUGGGAGUGGCUACCGGAAUGUUCUUCUUCGUCAAGGGAAAAGAGAGUGCAGAACGAGCCCUUCAGUCUACAUAGGGAGUGGGUCCUCUUCCACGGAGUCCGUCGUGUUGCACCGCCAUCUUUCUACAGUAGCCCAGAACAGGCAAACCAAGAUACUGGCUUGACACAGGGCUUUUUUCGCAUUUUUAUGGCAUUUUACAGUCACCUUAGAUACUUGCACACACUUGUGAAGGGAAGGGUAUUCAGCUAGUUGCAAUUCCGCAACCUCACCACUAGAUGCCACUCAAGAAAUAUUGUACAAAGAUUAAGGGAAGACUACCAGAUCAAUGAGAGCAAUUGAAGUGAUAUCUGUGUAAAUCAAAGUGUACCUACUACAACUUAAAGAGUUCAAUUAAAGUUUCCUUUUUAAA
Molecule: messenger RNA, 1185 nt
Organism: Clupea harengus (Atlantic herring)
Lineage: Eukaryota; Metazoa; Chordata; Actinopteri; Clupeiformes; Clupeidae
Product: H-2 class II histocompatibility antigen, A-R alpha chain-like
Biological process (GO): antigen processing and presentation; immune response
Cellular component (GO): membrane; MHC class II protein complex
Source: RefSeq, a predicted model, not a curated record